AUGCCGGAAGAGACAGAUGCCGGAAUUGGGGACCAUGCGGAAGAGCAUGUCGGUGUUGGCGCCGAUAAGGAGAAAAACGUUCCUGAUGCCCUAACUCGACUUACUAGCACUUUGACACCCGUGCAUCUGCGCAAAGCAAAGCUCAUGUUCUUCUAUACGCGAUAUCCAAACUCUACUUUGAUCAAGAUGUACUUUCCAGACGUGAAGUUCUACAAGAACAACACAGCUCAGUUGGUAAAAUGGUUCAGCAACUUCCGUGAAUUCUACUACAUCCAAAUGGAAAAGUUCGCGCGUGUGGCCAUCUCGGAAGGGGUACGCUCAGCGGAUGAGAUUCAUGUGACCACGGACUCAGAACUCUACCGGGCGUUGAAUCUGCACUAUAACAGGAAUCAACAGUUGGAGGUACCCGACCAUUUUCGAAUUGUGGUCGAAGCAACUCUGCGCGAGUUUUUCAACGCACUCAUGACAGGAAAGGACACGGAGCAAUCUUGGAAAAAACCAAUCUACAAAAUCAUUGCUCGCAUGGAUCAACCAGUCCCGGAGUUUUUCAAAAAUCCAAACUGGAUGGAACAGUUGGCUGAUGGAUAA
This is a messenger RNA of Opisthorchis viverrini, 588 nucleotides long. RefSeq lists its product as hypothetical. Gene Ontology annotation, molecular function: DNA-binding transcription factor activity, RNA polymerase II-specific; RNA polymerase II cis-regulatory region sequence-specific DNA binding. The transcript is spliced from 5 exons. Gene Ontology annotation, cellular component: nucleus. Gene Ontology annotation, biological process: regulation of transcription by RNA polymerase II. The coding region runs from base 1 to 588 and encodes 195 amino acids. NCBI's taxonomy places the organism in Eukaryota, Metazoa, Platyhelminthes, Trematoda, Opisthorchiida, Opisthorchiidae. The record is from RefSeq and is a predicted model, not a curated record.